CAAUUUCACCAAUGGCCUAUUGGGAACCAUGGGUGGGAGAGUUCAUUGCAUUUUAGUUCCUCUCAAAAAGCUGAGGAGGGCCAUAAAUUAAGAAAGAGAAGCAUGUGAGAAAAUUACGGGUGAAGCAUUGGAAUGAUUUGUUGGAUUGUCUUUUUUAUUGCAAGGGAACUCACUACUUGUCCCUACAUUGUUUUCUUGCCUCUAACUCUUCCUUCUCGUUUGUACAAAACCAGCCUUCUGGAAAUAAGUUAAUGUUGUUAAAAAAAUCCUCUCAAAGUCACCCUCAACGGGGGCUGUUGAGAUGUUGUGGUCAGACAACUCAAGUCUCCCGCUUAGUCUCAAACCUAGCAGUUGCUUCAAGUUAUGGAAAGCGAAAAAACCAGAAGCUGAGAGGGAUAUAUAUAACUGUAACACACAAUACAAGUACUUAACAACCAGUUGGUGAGCCAUACUCCUAACUCUAGAUGAUUCCAAUAUUGGAAAUGUGGAAAUUUGUUACUUAUCUUUCUUAACACUCAUACAACACAACCGAUAUUUCAUUGCUGAAGAAGAAAACUCAAGAUCAGUUUGCAUUCAGCAGUUGUUGAAACCCGAAUUCAGGAAAUUUGCUUAAAAUUAGAAUCUAACUCCUGUCAUUGCUACAAGUCUGUGGAGAUGAGAUUUGUCAUCUCGGCUUUGUUUCUUCUUGUGCUCUUUUCUCAUGCAGCGGCAUAUGAUCCUUUGGAUCCAAAUGGAAAUGUAACAAUCAAAUGGGAUAUUGUGUCUUGGACCCCAGAUGGCUAUGUGGCUGUUGUGACAAUAAACAAUUUUCAAAUGUAUCGGCACAUCAUGAGUCCUGGUUGGACCGUUGGGUGGACAUGGGCUAAGAAAGAAGUGAUAUGGUCCAUGGUAGGGGCUCAAACUACUGAGCAAGGUGACUGCUCCAAGUUCAAAGGAAACGUACCUCACUGCUGCAAGAAAACCCCCACAGUUGUAGACCUGCUCCCUGGUGUUCCCUACAACCAACAAUUCACCAAUUGCUGCAAAGGUGGAGUGCUUCCAGCAUGGGGUCAAGACCCUCAAGCCGCAGUCUCAGCUUUCCAAGUGAGUGUUGGAUUAGCCGGUACUUCAAACAAGACUGUGAAACUUCCCAAGAACUUUACUUUACUUGGUCCAGGACCCGGAUACACCUGUGGUCCUGCAAAGGUUGUGCCUUCCACCACUUUUCUCACCCCUGAUCGCCGCAGAAAAACUCAGGCCCUCAUGACAUGGAAUGUGACCUGCACUUAUUCACAGUUUCUAGCUAGAAAAAACCCGAGUUGUUGUGUAUCUUUCUCGUCUUUCUACAAUGAAACAAUCACUCCUUGCCCAUCUUGUGCUUGUGGAUGCCAGAACAAAAAGAGCUGUGUCAAGAGUGAUUCCAAGAUUCUUAAAAUGGUGGGAGUAAACACUCCACGGAAAGAUAACGCCCCUUUGCUUCAAUGUACGCACCAUAUGUGCCCGGUUCGGGUGCACUGGCAUGUCAAGCUCAACUACAAGGAGUACUGGCGUGUUAAGGUCUCAAUCACCAACUUCAACUACAGGAUGAACUACACACUUUGGAGCCUCGUUAUCCAGCACCCUAAUCUUAAUAAUGUAACACAAGUUUUCAGCUUUGAUUACAAGCCUAUUGUUCCCUACGAGUCAAUCAAUGACACAGGGAUGUUCUAUGGCAUGAAGUACUACAAUGACCUAUUGAUGGAAGCAGGGCCAUUUGGGAAUGUUCAAUCAGAGGUGCUUCUUAAGAAGGACGAGGACACCUUCACUUUCAAGCAGGGAUGGGCAUUUCCAAGGAAAGUCUAUUUCAAUGGUGAUGAAUGCAUGCUACCCCCACCUGAUACAUACCCAUUUCUACCAAAUUCCGCCCAUCAAGACCUAUUCUCCAUCUUAACACUCAUUGCUGCAAUGCUUUUCUCAUUAUUGACUGCUUGGUGAUUGUUUCUCAUGGAGUAUGAAAUGAUGGGGGAACUAGCAAUGAAAGUUUUCGAUUGGAAAGAUUUUACCAAGAUUACAGCGAGCACAAGUGAACAAA
Messenger RNA from Durio zibethinus, 2050 nucleotides. Its product is annotated as COBRA-like protein 4. Gene Ontology annotation, cellular component: plasma membrane. The record is from RefSeq and is a predicted model, not a curated record. NCBI's taxonomy places the organism in Eukaryota, Viridiplantae, Streptophyta, Magnoliopsida, Malvales, Malvaceae. Gene Ontology annotation, biological process: cellulose microfibril organization; plant-type cell wall cellulose biosynthetic process.